AUGGCGAACGGAACCGGAGAGGCUUCACCUAUUUUGUUUACGCAACAAAAUGAUGACAACGAAGGUACGAGUAACUCACCAGGGAACCUGACAGCACUCGUGGAAGCUCUUUUGGGGAGAGUGGAUGCUUUAACACAGAAAGUGGAAGCACUUUCUAGUCCACGCCCGGGAACUAAUGCUGGCUCCACCAAUAUUGGUUCUACUAAUAACUCGACUUUGCAUUCACAUUCUAAUGCAACAUCGCUUCCUAAUGGGCAGCGCUCACCGGUGCACCAGAACGCCAAUAACGAUACAUCUAAUACUGACCAGCUACCCCUGUCUUCUGCACAUCGCACUGGUUUACUUCCACCUCCAGUUGGACAUGCACUAGGGGGUACUGACUCUGUCCGUUUCCAGCAGCAAGAAGGUAAUAACGGAAUUGCUAAUAAUGGAAUUGCUAACACCAAUACAAUUCCAUUGAUAACUAAUUUUCUUGGCAACAAUAACUUCUUCAGUCAAAGAUUAGUACCUCAGGUGGAAUCUACUACAGAAUUAAAUGGUGAGAACUUUAAUUUAUCUGAUAAAAUUGAACAAUUUGAUAAUAAGUUAUACAAAUGUAAAAAACUCCAGUUAGAAGUUUCGUACUUGAAUGAAUGCAUUGGUAACAAGGUAGUUCCUAAAGGUCUCCGCCAGUGGAGGUUUCCCGCUGGACUGGCUAAUAAUUCACCUUUUUAUCAAGAACUGACUGACUUAUUUGACCGACAAGGUUUCGAGUUCUUGAAGGCACUUAUUUCAUUCUAUUCUAAAGACAUUACUACUUUAACAGCUGAACUAGAGACCUUGGAACAGGAAAUAGUAACUAAUCCAGAUUUUUUCAGAUACAAAUACAAAUACUCUCGCAUUUUUUCUAGCAUUGAGGCGAGUAUAAGUAAACUACUUUUCACCAAGAAAAAGAAGCUUACCAGAGACAUCACUGAUUACUCUAACAAUCGUGCAUAUCCCAGACUUUCUAACAAGGUAAAUGAUUUACCUUAUGAGAACAUUUCUGAUGUGCAACAUAAUAAUGAUGCUCAUUCCAUUAAUAACAAUAAUUUUCAUAAUAGUUCUGUUCACAAUUUCCAAAAUAACUCUGUCCAUUAUAAUGACAAUAGACAAUUACCACGAAGGAGUCCUAGAUUUAACAACAAUAAUAACAACAAUGCGACCGAUGGUGGUCACCAGCAAGGUGGCUUGCCUCAGGUCGAAUCUAGGGACAACAAUCAGCCUAGUGGUGCACCAGGCCAGUAUGUAGAGGGUACUAACCAGCAAGAUCAUCAGGAUUUUCGUCCUGUCAACAACGCACAGAGAUACAACCCUCCCCAGGCCCAGAUGCAGAACAACACCAGGAACAAGAGGAAGGGACGGAGGAGAUAA
This is a messenger RNA of Protopterus annectens (West African lungfish), 1392 nucleotides long. RefSeq names its product putative mediator of RNA polymerase II transcription subunit 24. The record is from RefSeq and is a predicted model, not a curated record. The coding region runs from base 1 to 1392 and encodes 463 amino acids. NCBI's taxonomy places the organism in Eukaryota, Metazoa, Chordata, Ceratodontiformes, Protopteridae. The transcript has a single exon.